AAGCUGCGAUAAACACAGGCAGGGCGUCUGAGCCUAAACAAGGACAAAGUGAUCACGGUAUCAAUGCUCUAACAAUGGACUUAGCAGAUAUGCUUGUCGUCAAAUUCUUCUGUUUCGUCUACUUAAUAAAUUACACCCAGGGUUAUCAUAAUGGGAACCCCCUGAACAAGUAUGUGCGUCACUACGAGGGUCUGUCCUAUAACACCUAUGAGUUACAUGACAAGCACCUGAGAGUCAAGAGGGCCCUCCACCACCAAGACAAAUUUCUCCAUCUAGACUUCCACGCACACGGAAGACAUUUUAACCUGAGGAUGAAGAGAGACACCAGUCUGUUUGCUGAGGACCUGAAGGUAGACAUGGGAGGACAGGAGGUGAACUAUGACACCUCUCAUAUCUACACUGGAGAAAUAUACGGUGAGAAAGGUACCCUGAGCCAUGGGUCUUUGGUGGAUGGGAAGUUUGAGGGCUUCAUCCAGACGUACCAGGGGACGUUCUACGUAGAGCCAGCAGAGAGAUACCUGAAGGACCGGGACGUUCCCUUCCAUUCAGUUAUCUACCACGAGGACGACAUCAAUUACCCCCAUAAGUAUGGUCCAGAGGGGGGCUGUGCCGACCACUCUGUGUUUGAGAGGAUGAAGAAAUACCAGGCCACUGCCAUGGAGGAGCCAAACGAGAAGCUCCAUGCAGAGGAGGCGUCCAGUGACCCGGUGUUGCUGAGGAAGAGGAGGACGGCUCAGAUAGAGAAGAACACCUGUCAACUCUUCAUCCAGACAGACCACCUCUUCUUCAAGUACUACAAGACCAGGGAGGCUGUCAUCGCACAGAUCUCUAGUCACAUCAAGGCUAUAGAUGCCAUCUACCAGGGAACAGACUUCAUGGGUAUCCGGAACAUCAGCUUUAUGGUCAAGAGGAUACGGAUCAACACCACUACAGAUGAGAGGGACCGGUCCAACCCUUUCCGCUUCGCUAACAUCGGCGUGGAGAAGUUCCUGGAGCUGAACUCUGAGCAGAACCAUGAUGACUACUGUCUGGCCUACGUCUUCACUGACCGGGACUUUGAUGAUGGUGUGCUGGGUCUGGCCUGGGUCGGAGCUCCUGCAGGGAGUUCUGGAGGGAUCUGUGAGAAGAGUAAGCUGUAUUCUGACGGGAAGAAGAAGUCCCUGAAUACCGGCAUCAUCACUGUUCAGAACUACGCCUCCCACGUCCCUCCGAAGGUCUCACACAUCACCUUUGCCCACGAGGUGGGACACAACUUUGGCUCUCCGCAUGACUCGGGGUCAGAGUGCACCCCAGGGGAGUCUAAGACCCAGGAUAAGAAGGAGAAGGGGAACUACAUCAUGUACGCCCGGGCCACAUCAGGAGACAAACUCAACAACAACAAGUUCUCCGUCUGUAGUGUCAGGAACAUCAGCCAGGUCCUGGAGAAGAAGAGGGGAAGCUGCUUUGUCGAGUCAGGCCAGCCCAUCUGUGGUAAUGGGUUAGUGGAGCCAGGGGAGGAGUGUGACUGUGGAUACAGCGAUCAAUGCAGAGACCAGUGUUGCUAUGACGCCGACCAGCCUGACAACAGGAAGUGUAAACUAAAACCCAACAAAGUCUGCAGUCCUAGCCAGGGCCCGUGCUGUACUCCUGAGUGCUACUAUAAGGGCCGUAAUGAGAAGUGUCGUGAGGAGUCUGAGUGUGCUCAUCAGGGCAUGUGUAACGGGGGUACGGCCCAGUGCCCCACCUCUGAACCCAAGGCCAACUUCACCGCCUGCCACGGAGAGACUCAAGUGUGCCUCAACGGGGGCUGUUCUGGCUCCAUCUGUGAGAAGUAUGGUCUGGAGGUCUGUACCUGUGCCAGCGUGGAGGGCAAGGACGAGACUGACGAGCUGUGCCACGUUUGCUGUAGUGAGAAAAUGGACCCCAACACCUGCAGCAGUACAGGUUCAGAGAAGCUGGCCCGGUUCUUCAAUAAGAAAGUCACCACGCUGCCCGCGGGGUCUCCCUGCAACGACUUCAAGGGCUACUGUGACGUGUUCAUGAGGUGUCGGCUGGUGGACGCGGACGGCCCUCUGGCCAGACUGAAGAAGGCCAUCUUCAACCCUGAGCUCUAUGAAAACAUUGCAGAGUGGAUAGUGGCUCACUGGUGGGCAGUGUUGUUGAUGGGCAUCGCUCUGAUCAUGUUGAUGGCUGGCUUCAUUAAGAUCUGUAGUGUCCACACCCCUUCCAGCAAUCCCAAACUGCCCCCACCCAAACCACUACCAGGCACGCUAAAGAGGAGGAGAGCCCAGCAGCACGCCCGGGACGCCCGAGACGCCCAGGUGCACCAGUCCCAGUCCCACCACGGAGGUGGAGAUCACGGCCAGCACCACCCAGUCUCCGGAGGCCAGCGGCAGCAGCCCUCACGCCAGGCCCAGCCACAGCCCCAGCCUCAGAGGCACCACCGCAGCCAGGGCCAGCCCAGAGAAAACUACCAGAUGGGUCAGAUGAGACGCUGAGCUGUUGAGACACUGGGGCUUCGGGGUUGGGACCGCUCGGGGUUGGGACCGCUCGGUCCGCUGCUCCCUCCAUCGACUGCUCCUUGCCUUGGCUCCUCCACGUGCCUAUCUAUGUAACUGGUGGGACUGGGCUUUGAACCGAUUUGUGGGAUUUUAAUCCGGGUCUUCAGGGUGGGAAUCUGACGUCCUGACCGUUUAGAUCAACAGGAUUUUCUUAGCAUUUUUUCUUGAUUAGGAUCGAUGGAAUCAAGGGAAAGGGAACCACACUUUAGUUUUUACACGUUUUUUUUAGGAUUUCCUCUUGGUCUAAUGGUUAAGGUGUUGGGUUGCCACGUGGGAGGACCUGGGUUCGAAUCCCACCGGUUUACACCUAACAGUAGGAUAUAACACUUGCUUCAGUCCUUCCAAAGAACAGCCUUAACUGGUUGUUUACCAUCCUCAUACCCUCCAUCUACAAACAAAACAGAGUUGAGAAAGUGAGAAUAAACGGACCCCCCCCCCCCCCCCCCCCCCCAACGACCACCACUGACUGUAGCCUGCAGCACGGCUGACCUCUUCAGUCUUGUUUUCUGUGGCUCUCGAUGUGCAGUGGAAUCCACCAUCAGUCAUUUUGUUUGACCAUCCACCAUUUUUUUAUUUUUUUUGUGGAGUGGAAGUGACCAUCCACCAUUUUGUCUUUUUUGUGGAGUGGAAGUGACCAUCCACCAUUUUGUCUUUUUUGUGGAGUGGAAGUGACCAUCCACCAUUUUUUUUUUUUUUUUGUGGAGUGGAAGUGACCAUCCACCAUUUUGUCUUUUUUGUGGAGUGGAAGUGACCAUCCACCAUUUUGUCUUUUUUUGUGGAGUGGAAGUGACCAUUGGCCAUUUCCAAUGCAGUAGGUCUUCGGUCUGCCUCUUUUUCCCACCAAAUCUUUCUUUCUUUCAAUGGAGUGCCAACGAGUGGAGGAAUUGACUGGUUUCAUCACGUGUAGCUUUACUACCUUCGGUCAUGUUUUUACCUCCUCUUGAGUGAGAACACCCGUGUGAUCCUUGGCUCCUGGUUGGUUGAAAUGUUUUGUCAGCCAUAGUAGCCAGGAAGUGAAGUGAAAAACACUCGGAGGAGAUUUGCUGUACUUAUGACUACAACACAACGUUUCAAAUAACUGGGAAAAGAGACGGAGCUCUUCUCUUGGUUUCUCCAUGUAGACUGACUGUCUUCUGCAUGUGAUUGUACAGAUUUCAGUGUAACAUAAGUGAAAAAAACUAAACUAUUUCUUCUACUGUAAAUGUACGUAUGAUUCUUUACUGUUUUUUGGUUAGUACUGUACUCUCAGGACAGUAACACAAAUGAAGAUAUCUGGAAUAGUAAAUGGGUGAGUUCUGUGGACUGGACACUGUAGUUGGAAAUUGACAGCAUUUCACCAAUCAAGUUCUUCUUUUUCUGCAGUGAUGGAAUCAUAUGGAUGGAAUUCUCUAUGGCAUUGUGUUUAGGGUCCGGUUGCUAGAUGCUAGGGUCCAAGGAUUGAACAAAAAGGUCACCACCAUUUCCCACUACUUCUCACCUUUGACCUUUUGUGACGUUCAAGAUCUCCCUCAUCUCAUCUGGUAACAACUUGUUCUGAUCACAUCAUGAUGUAACGACUUGUUCUGACCCUGUCAUGAUGUAACGACUUCUGAUCACGUCAUGAUGACAUCCUGAUGUAACGACUUGUUCUGACCCUGUCAUGAUGUAACGACUUCUGAUCACGUCAUGAUGACAUCAUGAUGUAACGACUUGUUCUGAUCAUGUCAUGAUGACAUCAUGAUUAAUGACUUGUUCUGGCCACGUCAUGAUGUAACGACUUGUUCUGAUCACGUCAUGAUGACAUCAUGAUGUAACGACUUGUUCUGAUCACGUCAUGAUGACAUCAUGAUGUAACGACUUGUUCUGAUCACGUCAUGAUGUAACGACUUGUUCUGAUCAUGUCAUGAUGACAUCAUGAUUAAUGACUUGUUCUGGCCACGUCAUGAUGACAUGAUGUAACGACUUGUUCUGAUCACGUUAUGAUGACAUCAUGAUGUAAUGACUUGUUCUGAUGACGUCAUGAUGUAACGACUUGUUCUGAUCACGUCAGGAUGUAACGACUUGUUCUGAUCACGUCAUGAUGACAUCAUGAUGUAACGACUUGUUCUGAUCACGUCAUGAUGUAACAACUUGUUCUGAUCAUGUCAUGAUGACAUCAUGAUGUAUCGACUUGUUCUGGCCACGUCAUGAUGUAACAACUUGUUCUGAUCACGUCAUGAUGUAACGACUUGUUCUGGCCACGUCAUGAUGUAACAACUUGUUCUGAUCAUGUCAUGAUGACAUCAUGUUUAAUGACUUGUUCUGGCCACGUCAUGAUGACAUGAUGUAACGACUUGUUCUGAUCACGUCAUGAUGUAACGACUUGUUCUGGCCACGUCAUGAUGUAACAACUUGUUCUGAUCAUGUCAUGAUGACAUCAUGUUUAAUGACUUGUUCUGGCCACGUCAUGAUGACAUGAUGUAACGACUUGUUCUGAUCACGUCGUGAUGUAACGACUUGUUCUGAUCACGUCAUGAUGACAUCAUGAUGUAACGACUUGUUCUGGCCACGUCAUGAUGUAACGACUUGUUCUGGUCACGUCAUGAUGUAAUGACUUGUUCUGAUCACGUCAUGAUGUAAUGACUUGUUCUGACCACGUCACGAUGACAUCACGAUGUGAAGACUUGUUCUGAUGACAUCACAAUGUAACGACUUGUUCUGAUGACAUCACGAUGUAACGACUUGUUCUGAUGACAUCACGAUGUAACGACUUGUUCUGAUGACAUCACGAUGUAACGACUUGUUCUGAUGACAUCACGAUGUAACGACUUGUUCUGAUGACAUCACGAUGUAACGACUUGUUCUGACCACGUCAUGAUGACAUCACGAUGUAACGACUUGUUCUGAUGACAUCACGAUGUAACGACUUGUUCUGAUGACAUCACGAUGUAACGACUUGUUCUGAUCACGUCAUGAUGUAACGACUGGGGAUAGAAGAAUCAGGGGAAAGAAAGGAAAGGGAACUUCACUUUUAGGUUUUACACACUUCUUCUUUUUCUUGAUAUGUUUUGAUGCAGAAGAAUAGAACAAAUAACCACUAACGGAAAGCUGAUGAUUCUGCCUGUUAUAUUAGGUCAGUGAUGCGUUUUUUUUAAGAGACAUUUUAUGGCACGCAUUCAAAAUGGCACCCUAUUCACUAUUUAGCCCUAUGCACCCUGGUCAAAAGUAGUGCACUAUAUAGGGUUUAGGGUGCCAUUUCGGACAUACUAUUAAUGCACUCUGUACUAAAGUAAGUGUAUCAAAUUGCUAGGUUUACGUGAGUGUGGAAAAUAUAUACAAAAACGAUUCCAGAAUGGAUUAAAAAAAAAUGAGUACAAUUGAUAUCAAACUGUUAAUUUUCAAUGUGGGCAUGGAAUUUAAAUUUUAAAUAUGACUACGGUUGAUUUGACAAAGGUCUGUACUAAAUUGUCUGUUACGUAAUUGAUCACAACCGAUAACUUGCCAAUGAUAGCUGGGGUUGACUAGUCAGGUCUGUAGUACAGACAGCAGGGUGAGUAGUUAUUUCCAACUAACACUAUGUAUAGAGCUAGAAUCUGGAUUAAAUGGUCUUCCAUCCUGUAACAAUGUGUGUGGAUGCCUGGAUUGGGUUCAUUAUGCAUCAAACGGAAGAAAACGGACUGCAACACGGAAGGGCCUACUUGGAUUUGUCAAAAAAAAAAAACGUUCAUUUUCGUUUUUUCCCCGUUACAAAAUGUUUUGAACAUGGUUUUCUGCUGUGUGCCCUAAUGAAGAUGACCCUUUUGUGUUGCUCCAUUGUGUCCUUUACAGAGGUGAAGACUGUGGGCUUUUACAUUAACAUUGGUGUGCCAUACAUGUCUUUGUACUUGUGGGCGAACGAGUCAUAUCAUUUAUGAACGAGUCAUAUCUUUUUUAUCAUUACCUUUUUAUGUAGGAAAAAACCAGUAGGAAGGUCUCUAAAAGCCAUGCACUAGUUUGAAUGGAAGCCUGGUCCCAGACCUACUACUGCUGUCUGGCCAACUCCUAUGGUUAAUUGUCAUGCCAAGCAGUGAUUUGACUAUGAUUUCUUUUGCAAAGGAGUUGGCCAGACAAACAGAUGUGUGGGUCCUGGAUAGAAGUGUCAGGUUUUUUUGAGGAGAUGGAGACUACGAGGCAGUAGUACUAGGUGUUUACUCCUGCCCUUUUAAUAUUACAAAGACUGUAGGUUGGGUUGAUGUGGAACAACAUUUGGAACAUAGCCUAGAUCACGUAAACAACUUCAAAGCUAAACCCCAACCAUACUGUUCUGGGUCAAAUCUGUUCUUUUCACACUAUCAUGCUGACCCCAACCAUACUGUUCUUGGUCAUUUCCAGCAUGGUUCCAGCAACUAUGUUUUAAUGUGUAACCAGGCCAGGGCAGUAUAACUUGGUUUGGCUCGGUUCAGCUCGGUACUGUGAAAAGGGUAAUGGACUCUGUUGGGGACUUAGGCGCUUGUCUGUUUUCCAUUGAAUCCUGUAUUUCACAUUGCUGAAUAACUGGGAGACUGGAUGCUAAAUUAAUCGACUGGUCGCUAAAUUCAUCGACUGGUCGCUAAAUUCAACAUGGAGUUUUUCUGAAGAGAAGGAAGCUGUUAAAAAUAUAUAUAUCUGACCAGCUAGCACACUCACAGUACACUAAGCCAGACAUAUUUCCCUGUAAACUUGUACAGUACUUGGAGAAUUUAGAGUUUUAAUUUGAAGAUAAAAAUCUAAAAUUUUGAAAUCGAGGAAAAACUGUUCAGAAACCAAACAUCCCCUUCUCAAAACCUUCUGAGUAACACUUGAUUUUGAAGGGCACCUACGUAAGUAUUUUAUAACAUUCAUAAACCAUACAUAAAACAUUCAUAACCAGUACAUAAGUAUUUCAUAGUAGACAUAAUGUAUUAAAUGCUUACACACUGAUUAUGAAUGUGUUAUAAUGUCUUACCCUUUAAAUAAAGUGUUACCAACCUCCCUUUCCUGGGUUAUUUUCGUAUCUAUGCUAGUUGAAAUGGGAUUAGUUUUAAAUAUAAUUUACUUUAAUUCUCCACCAUCAUGAAAAUGGUAAAAAAAAAAAAAAAAAUUCAGUGUGAUGGACUUAAAUGUUUCCUUCAUUCUCAUUUCAUUUAAGUCUGUUAUCCUGUGGCAUGGUUUGGAUUUUAUUUAAUUAUUUUUUUUUAAAUUUCGUGGUCUUCAUGAUAUAGAAGGUUCUAAACGUAAAACUGAAAUGUCCAAAAUUGAGUUGAAAAAAUGUUGUAGGGGAAAUGAAGAUCUAGGCCCGAAAGAACACACGAUGAUUAAAAAGUAAAAAAACUA
Molecule: messenger RNA, 7829 nt
Organism: Salvelinus namaycush (lake trout)
Lineage: Eukaryota; Metazoa; Chordata; Actinopteri; Salmoniformes; Salmonidae
Product: disintegrin and metalloproteinase domain-containing protein 10-like
Exons: 16
Coding region: 75-2477 (800 amino acids)
Biological process (GO): membrane protein ectodomain proteolysis; Notch signaling pathway
Cellular component (GO): synaptic membrane; plasma membrane
Molecular function (GO): metalloendopeptidase activity involved in amyloid precursor protein catabolic process
Source: RefSeq, a predicted model, not a curated record